Molecule: messenger RNA, 1874 nt
Organism: Archocentrus centrarchus (flier cichlid)
Lineage: Eukaryota; Metazoa; Chordata; Actinopteri; Cichliformes; Cichlidae
Gene: naga
Product: N-acetylgalactosaminidase, alpha
Exons: 9
Coding region: 203-1510 (435 amino acids)
Biological process (GO): oligosaccharide metabolic process; glycoside catabolic process
Cellular component (GO): cytoplasm
Molecular function (GO): alpha-galactosidase activity
Source: RefSeq, a predicted model, not a curated record
GGCUGCUACUUCCGUGUCAUAUGUCUUUUGUGUAUUUAUUUAAAGUACAUCCGAGCGUGUUUGUUAUCACAGUAUUUACUGAGAAGAGUGGAGAGGAGACUGGGAGUCAAAAGCCGAAAGUGGGACCGGAGGAGGCUGAAAUCUUGGUCUUAUUUCCUCUUUCUAGCUUCUCAAUUUCCAAGAGACGUGAUCGGACUUCAGAAUGCAUUUUGCUGUGCUCGCUUUUGCCUUCGCGCUCCCUGUGACCACUUGGGCCCUUGACAAUGGCCUGAUGAGGACCCCUCCCAUGGGCUGGCUGGCAUGGGAACGAUUCCGAUGUGACAUCGAUUGUGAAAACGACCCCAAGAAUUGUAUCAGUGAGAAUCUAUUCAUCGACAUGGCGGACAGACUCUCAGAGGACGGCUGGAGGGAACUUGGCUACGUCUACGUGAACAUAGAUGACUGCUGGUCUUCCAAGGAAAGAGACAGUCAGGGACGGCUGCAGGCCGAUCCUAAGAGGUUUCCAGGAGGAAUCCGUAAGCUGGCACGCUACUUGCACGACAGAGGCCUUAAACUGGGCAUCUACGGGGACAUGGGCACAUACACGUGCGGUGGCUACCCUGGCACCCCACUGGAUAAGAUCGAAAUAGACGCUCAGACAUUCGCAGACUGGGAGGUGGAUAUGUUUAAAUAUGACGGAUGUUACUCUAAUGCCACGGAGCAAGAACAGGGUUACCCUCUCAUGUCAAAGGCUUUGAAUGCUACAGGGCGUCCCAUUGGCUACUCCUGCAGCUGGCCUGCCUACCAGGGUGGUUUGCCACCUAAGGUAAAUUACACUCAGCUGGGCGAAAUCUGCAACCUGUGGCGUAACUAUGGUGACAUCCAGGACUCUUGGGACAGUGUAAUGAAAAUCACUGACUGGUUCUUUGAAAACCAGGAUGUCCUGACACCCGCAGCAGGACCUGGAAGGUGGAACGACCCCGAUAUGCUGAUUAUUGGUAACUUUGGCCUCAGCAUGGACCAGUCUCGUUCCCAGAUGGCUCUGUGGGCGAUCAUGGCUGCUCCCCUUUUCAUGUCCAAUGACCUGCGCACCAUCAGCAGCGGUGCCCAGAGCAUCCUGCAGAACAAACUGGCCAUCAGCAUCAACCAGGACCCCCUGGGCAUCCAGGGAAGAUGCAUUUUGAAGGAGAAAAGUCACAUUGAGGUAUACUGGCGCCCCCUGUCAAACAAUGCCAGCGCUUUAGUGUUCUUCAGCCGUCGUACAGACAUGCCAUAUCGCUACAAGACUUCCCUCAGCAAACUCAACUACACCGCAGGCAGCUACAAGAUCUUCAAUGUGUUCACUGAUGAGACCGCAAUGCUCAAAGACUCCACUGACUUUGUAGUGUCAGUGAACCCCACAGGUGUGGUUAUGUGGUAUGUCUCUGCACCUGCCAAAUCAAGCCUCCAUCGGUUCUACAAAGGAGGCCGAAUCCACGGACGUGUCUCUGAUGAUCAUGAGGAAAAUGCCAUUCCGUCGGUUUUCCUCUGACCACUUGCAGAUUCCACUUUUUAAUCUCAUAGUUUUUUUGUGUCUUCCUCAGUGGCGACGCCUUUGUGAUUGAAGGACUCUAAGUACAGGUGCUUAGCUCUGAAUAGCUUUUUUUGAAGUGCCUCUUCUGAGUAAGAAUAUUACUUGAAGCUCAGGGACAUCCGCUUUCCAUCUGUAUUUGUCACUAAUGUGUUAUUGUUUAUGUGAUCUCCAUCUGUAAAAUCACGUUUCUGUACUCAACAGUGAAUGAAGGCUGACGAUUUUACUAUUUUAUCUGAGAUAGCCAAUCACAGAUUUUAGAUCAGCACUAGGACUCCACUGCUCUUAAAUUUUGUUUUAAUAAAGUCACUCUUUGUCAAACUUG